This is a messenger RNA of Paraphaeosphaeria sporulosa, 1302 nucleotides long. RefSeq lists its product as uncharacterized. NCBI's taxonomy places the organism in Eukaryota, Fungi, Ascomycota, Dothideomycetes, Pleosporales, Didymosphaeriaceae. Bases 236 to 1240 code for a protein of 334 amino acids. The record is from RefSeq and is a predicted model, not a curated record. The transcript has a single exon.
AAAACAUGAUGAUUAUCAACGGGCAGCUUGUGCCGGAUGUUGAUUGAGACGCGAUACUUAUUGUUCCAUCCUAUCCAAUGGGUGGAUGAAUCUUGCUUUCUUCAGCUUUCGAAGACUGAAUCAGCAUGCAUGUCCAUAUCCAGCUGAGUGCUUGUUUUCGGCCCCCACAAGCGCACGAAACGUAUAAAUACACUCGUCCCAUUCUGAACACCAAGCCCACUAAUACAGUUAACACAUGAUCUUGCUUUCUAUCAUGUCAUCCUUCAAUCCUCCCAGCACCAGAACAUACACCAAAGACCAGUGGCGCCUCGACAAAAUUGUCAACAGGGAACGCGAGACCUACGAGCUCGUCAGCACAAACAUGCCUCACGCGGACUCACAAGUUCUCGCAGGAGGAAGGAUAGCACUCGCCCCAAGAUGCCGCGCCUCUCUCUUGGAAGACACGCACGUACCGCCAGCAAAAGACCUGAAGCAGGACCAUAGAUCCAAGAUUGACUGUCCCGCUUCCGCUCCCGACGACUUCCUCGCCCUAUUCUUUUCGCGGCUGCCGCAAGAGCUCAGAGACCUAGUCUACACCUUCGUGCACAAGUGGCACAACUGGCCCCAUCAACCCACAAAAGACAUCAUCAUCCAACCACCCUAUCUCUUCCUCUCUCACGCGUGCACCAUCCCCUCGAAAACAUCCCCAUACUCCCCCAUCCCACCGCGCCUCCAUCUCUCCCCCCACCCAGACUCCCCCCUCCUUGCCCGCCUGUUGCACGACAUCACAGCCUCCUUCUUCGCAACGCAUACCUUCUGGGCGCGGUACCGGUACACGCCCGCGCUACAUGCGUUCCUCAGCACGCCGUUCGAAAACUCAGGCGUUGUGCCGGGCGACUGCUUGAGGAGGCUGGGCAUGCUGCUAGGGCCGCCAGAUUCGGCCGAGGACAGUUGGGGAUUGGAUGAUGAGGAGAGCGAGUACGGCUGGGAGAGGAUGUUUCCGGCGGCGAGGAAUGGGAGGUGUGCGAUGUGGAGGGGGCAGUUGGAAGGGGAUUUCACGGGCUUGGGGAGGGUGUUUGGAGGAGAUGGUGGUGGGGGAGGGGUAGGGGAUGAGGAUGGGAGUAGGGAGGCUCGUGAGGUGGAGGUUUAUUUGAUGGAUGGGUAUAGUGGUGAUAUCAGCGGUGUGGAAGCAUGGCUGGGUGAAUGGGUUGAGGGUGUGAAUGGAAGGGGAGGUAGAGUAGGUACAUCAAGGGCGCGAUGAUUUCGGUCUGAUAUUAUCAGUAAAUCUUGUCGUAUAUCUCAUUACUUUCAUGCUGUGUCUCU